Poeciliopsis prolifica (blackstripe livebearer) is the source of this 4680-nucleotide messenger RNA. Its product is annotated as sulfate transporter-like. Gene Ontology annotation, cellular component: membrane. The record is from RefSeq and is a predicted model, not a curated record. Gene Ontology annotation, biological process: transmembrane transport. Lineage: Eukaryota; Metazoa; Chordata; Actinopteri; Cyprinodontiformes; Poeciliidae. Gene Ontology annotation, molecular function: chloride transmembrane transporter activity; secondary active sulfate transmembrane transporter activity; oxalate transmembrane transporter activity.
CAUAGCUAAACGUAAAAUGAAUCCGAGGCGGAAUAAAACUCGACUGUUGGAAAGUAGCAGGAGAAAAACUUGUUCCUAACAGCGCUUCGUUCGGCGGCAGGAACUAAAGCUCAACAUGCUGGACGGGGGCGACUGUUGCUCAGCUGUGGAGGCUGACCCACAGCAGCCACUGAUCCUGGAAAGAGCUGAGAAGGAACCUGAGAAGAAAUGGCUUUCUGUUGUGUCAGAUCGGGUGAAGAAGCACUGCACAUGCUCGGAGAAGGCGAAAUCCAAAAUACUGAGCUUUGUCCCAAUUCUGCAGUGGCUACCCCGCUACAAACUGAAGGACUGGAUUCUGGGGGAUAUUAUGUCAGGUCUUAUAGUGGGGAUCCUGCUGGUUCCUCAGUCCAUUGCCUAUUCCUUAUUGGCGAGUCAAGAUCCUAUAUAUGGUCUAUACACUUCCUUCUUCUCAUCUAUCAUUUAUGCCAUUCUGGGUUCCUCCAGACACAUCUCAGUGGGGAUAUUUGGAGUGCUCUGCCUGCUUGUGGGUCAGGUUGUGGACAGAGAGUUGGCUCUUGCAGGAUACCUCACAGAAAACAGCUUUGGCAGUAACAACAGUGAUGCCUUGUUGGCUGGCCAGGGGAACAGCAGUAAUGUAGAGUGUGAUAGGAGCUGCUAUGCGAUCACAGUGGGAGCAACAGUCACCUUCACUGCUGGUAUUUACCAGAUUCUGAUGGGCCUUUUGCAGGUAGGCUUUGUCUCCGUCUACCUGUCGGACUCCCUCCUCAGUGGCUUUGCAACAGGGGCCUCCCUAACCAUCUUCACGUCCCAGAUCAAGUACCUUCUGGGGCUGAAGAUCCCCCGGUCGCAGGGCUGGUUCAUUCUAUUCAAGACCUGGUAUAGUCUGUUCGCCAAUAUAACAAAAGCCAAUAUCUGUGAUCUAAUCACAAGCUUGGUUUGCCUGGCUGUCCUGAUUCCAGCAAAGGAACUGAAUGAUCGCUUUAAAUCCAAGCUAAAGGCUCCAAUACCAUUUGAGCUGUUUGUGGUUAUAAUCGCAACCCUUGCCUCUCACUUCGGUCACUUUAACAGUGAAUAUGGUUCUGACGUGGCUGGAGACAUCCCUACAGGCUUCCUCCCUCCUCAGCUGCCAGCAUGGACGCUCAUCCCCAAUGUGGCUGUGGACGCCUUUUCCAUCGCCAUUGUGGGAUUCGCCAUCACCGUCUCCUUGUCCGAGAUGUUUGCCAAGAAGCAUGGCUACACGGUGGAUGCCAACCAGGAAAUGUAUGCCAUUGGCUUCUGCAACAUCCUGCCUUCUUUCUUCCGCUGCUUCACGACCAGUGCUGCUUUGACGAAAACCCUUGUCAAGGAAUCGACUGGGUGUCAAACGCAGAUGUCAGGCCUGGUCACGGCUGUUAUUCUGCUGUUAGUUCUCCUGGUUAUUGCUCCACUCUUUUACUCCCUUCAAAAAUGUGUUUUAGCAGUUAUCAUCGUGGUGAACCUACGUGGUGCUUUAAAGAAAUUCAGGGACGUUCCCCGGAUGUGGCGCGUCAACAAAAUUGAUGCCUCCAUCUGGCUGAUCACCAUGGCAACAUCAGCGCUGGUCAACACAGAGUUUGGCCUCCUGGUUGGUGUUUUACUGUCGGCCUUCUUCGUCCUCGGCCGGACCCAGCAAGCCCAGGUCCUGGAGCUGGGCCGCGCUGCCUCCAGGGAGCACUAUGAGAACGUUUCAUCCUACUGUGGCCUUCAGACCCAUUUUGGAGUGGCUGUAUUCAGAUACAGUGCACCGAUCUACUAUGCAAACCAGAGCUUGUUCAAAAAAUCUCUAUACAAAUGUGCAAAUCUUAAUCCUGUGAAGGAGAAGGCUCAGCGUUUGAAAUUUGAAAAAAACAAAAAUCAGGAAGACACCGAAGAGAUACCAAAGGGAAUGUCUGAAGAUAAACAAAACAAGGAGAGUGAGGCUUCUUCAUCCAUAAUAUUGAUGCUGGAUAAAAAAUCUUCCAGAAGCGUACACAGCUUGGUAAUUGACUGCAGCGGCGUCUUGUUUUUGGACACGGCAGGAGUGAACGCUCUGAAAGAGGUCCGCAAAGAUUACAGAGAACUUGCGGUUGAAGUGGUCUUGGCCCAGUGCAAUACUUCAGUUCUGGAUUCUCUGGAAAGAGGCGGUUACUAUGACAGCAAAAAAGAUGGUGAGGUAGGAAAAAACAACAUGAUAUUCUACACCAUCGCGGAUGCCGUCAGCUACGUCCAAAACCGAAAUGUGCCUAAUGGAGAUUGUGAUAACAAAUCCUGAAGAUGCAAUAAUUCAUCCAAAUGCAUGUAUGUGACAUACAAACAGCUACAGUAGCUCUUUGUCACCAACACGCCUUAUAAUUCUGCUGCUGCUGCUGAAGGUUGGUGUUACAGGAGUAGAUCAGAAUUAUUUAUUUUAUCUUCAGGGGCUCAAAGUAAACUUAGAGAAGAGUUACUAGAAACCUUAGUUAUGAUGUUACAAUAUUAUAUUAUUUCUCUAUUUCGUAAGCAAAUAUACUCAAAUGAAUUCUUGAGAUCUCCCUUCAUCAAAUCGAAGAGGUCUAAAAUUUAUAUUUAUGUAUUUUUAUUUUGCAAAGUCUAUCAUGAAAAUCUAUUCAACCUUAUGAAUCUAGUAGUGAUAUUAUUUUUUCACAUGAAAUAGAUUUGUUUUAGUGUUUCAAAAGUGUUUCUAAAUUUGACAGUUGCUUACAGAGACUAAAAAUACUCAAGAGGAAGAUGAUCUGAAGUAAAUAAAAUUGCAUUAUCACUGCCUUCCUCUUUAUUAAAAAACUUGCUUUGUAUAAGAAACCUUCCCUAUUAGUUGUCAUUCUAGUCAAACCACUUUGUGCCUUCACAAAAAGAAAAGUGGCAAUACUAACAGGUAUUGUUUACUUUUGUUCAUUGUGAACAAAGUUCAGUUUGAUUUCAGAAGCCAAUCCUUAUUACAAAUUCUUUGUUGUUUUUGUAGCAAUUCCUGUUUUAUUUUCAUCACAUUCUUUCCACAUUAUUAAGCCAUAAUUUUUGUCUAAGAACUCCUGUUCUGCUCAUCACAUCAUUGCAAGGAGUAGAACAGGAGUUUCUGCUUCAAAGCAUUCCUGAUCAGAAAUACUGUGUGCUUGGCGUCAUUACCUCAAUAGACCUCAGUAAUGCACUAACUGCAUAGGAAGCCAUCUAAAAAUAAAUAUAGGAAGUUAGGUGUUAAUAAGUCUUCUAUUUUUUUUACAGGGUUUUUAUCCCCAAUGAAUAAAUAUACAUAAAUUAAAGAUAAAUGCUUUUGUGUGAAAUUAUACUACUGGUGAAAAGAAAUUUCAUUUUAAGUGUCUUGCACAAUUUUAUCUUGGAGGCUAUAAAACAUAUGUCACUGGCAUUAAGCAAUGAUUUAACAAUAUAGUCAGGUAGUCAAACAUUUGAGCAUGUUAUAACAUUACAUUUUAGGUUAGAGAUGGAGGAUUUGUUUAUGUUAGACUAGAGUAGGCUCUUGAGUAAACUUUAAUUACCUAUAGUAUACAGCUGUUUUAAUCUGCGUUUCAUUGCUGGUAUUCUGCAGCACUGAACAACUCAAAUAUUACUUUAAACCUAGACUAGUUUUCAAACGAUUACAUUUGGUGGUGUAAAUCUUACCACAGUAGCACACAACUGUUGAAUUCGAUCAUAGUUUUAAAUAUAUAUAUUAAAGCUUUGCUGAAGCCAAGAGACAAAAAAGUAGAGCGAAUAGCAAAAGUAAGUUUUUGAGGUUUUCGAACACUGCUGAACAAGGUGGUGUCUUACUGGAACAUGUGAAAUAUGCAGCUGAAGGUUAGUUGUAGUGAAGUGAAUGCUAUGUACUCUGUUUUGUUUCAUUGUUGUGGUAAGUCGUCAUGGUUUCGGUUCACAUAUUUGAACAAGGUGAAGGGUGAAUAUACAUGAAAAGGUUUACUAUAGGUCAUCAGAAUGAAAAACAGCUGUUAUGCAAUCAUAAAUAAAACGUUUAGGAAGUCGUUGUAUAAAUAGUUUUCUUUUCAUGCGCUGUAGCACAGACCUGAAAUGGAGGUAUGAAAUGGGGGAAGAAAAAUUACCUCAGGUUUAUUCUCACCAGAAAAAGUAAGGAAAAGUUAUUGCUACUUUAAAAGCACAUUAAAAUAUGUAUUAUUCAUGUUUGAAGUGCCUAAAGCUUUUGCUUACCAGACGUGCCUAAUAUUACAAAGUAAGAUUGUAUAUGUAGCACUCAUAAUCCUGUCAGUAGUGGCUGUAUGCACAUUGUUUUGGCGUGACUGUCCACAUUCCAUGGAAAUUAAUUAUGGGUGUGGGGGCUAUACAUAAAUGUGGGAUCACCAGUUUAACUUGUUUUGUUACGAUAUUCAAUUAUAGAACUGUCCCUGCUGAAAGUCCUAUCAUUGACAAGUCCAUUAGGUAAUUGAGACAUGUGAAACUGUUUAUUUUGUAUGCUAUUUUGUAAAAUCAUUAUUAUCUAACUUGAUUUCUUCAACAAAGUAUCUAUGUAAAAAUACAUAUUACUGCCUUCUCUUGUGUAUAGUAUUGUAGUUUCUAAUGUAAGUCCUUGAACCAAAAGAAGACCACAAUUAUUUUUUAUUGCUUUAAGGCUCAGGUUUAUUUAUUACUCAAUAAAGACAAGAAGUCAGAAAGUUUGAUGUAGAACCGCAGUGUUACGCUUUACAGGAACAUUUAUAUGGUUGUAAUAUUUUAAUAAAUAAA